This is a messenger RNA of Hippoglossus stenolepis (Pacific halibut), 2957 nucleotides long. It is a transcript of the gene cacnb1, whose product is annotated as calcium channel, voltage-dependent, beta 1 subunit. Gene Ontology annotation, biological process: calcium ion transmembrane transport; regulation of voltage-gated calcium channel activity; neuromuscular junction development. The record is from RefSeq and is a predicted model, not a curated record. Bases 337 to 1773 code for a protein of 478 amino acids. The transcript is spliced from 13 exons. Gene Ontology annotation, cellular component: voltage-gated calcium channel complex. Lineage: Eukaryota; Metazoa; Chordata; Actinopteri; Pleuronectiformes; Pleuronectidae. Gene Ontology annotation, molecular function: protein binding; high voltage-gated calcium channel activity.
GAAGGGGUUGGAGGUUAAGGGAGCGCUCUCCUGGUUUGACACAUACAGCACUCUUUCCUGUCUUCCUCUCUCUAUCAUACACACCACACACACUCACACACACGCACCACACACACACACACACACACACACACAUUACAUACACACAUGUACACUUAUGCACUUGUCAGACUAACCGGCAGACACUCACACUAGUUGCCACUAUCUCUCUCUCUCUCUCUCACACACACACACACACACACCCACACAUCACACACACACACACACGUAACUGUCUGUGGACUCCGGCGCUGCCAGCUUGGUUUGCCGUGGUGUGGCAAGCGUGGCAAACGAGGUAUGGAGAGAACCGAGAGGAUUCAAAGGCCCUUCAUGGGCUCGGCAGACUCCUACACCAGCCGGCCGUCGGACUCAGACGUGUCCCUGGAGGAGGACCCAGAGGCUCUGAGGAAGGAGGCUGACAGACAGGCGCUCGCCACACUCGAGAAAGCAAAGACCAAACCAGUGGCGUUUGCUGUGCGGACAAAUGUCGGUUACAACCCCGGCCCCAGCGAUGACGUUCCUGUGCAGGGCAUGGCCAUAUCGUUUGAAGCCAAAGACUUCCUGCACAUUAAAGAGAAGUACAACAACGACUGGUGGAUCGGGCGUCUGGUGAAGGAAGGUUGUGAGGUGGGCUUCAUCCCCAGCCCGGUCAAACUGGAGAACACCCGUCUGCUGCAGGAGCAAAGGAUGAGACAGAACCGACUCAGCUCCAGUAAAUCUGGAGGAAGCUCCAGUCUGGACGUUGCCACGGGAACCCGCAGGCCCACCCCUCCUGGCACAGCUAACAUGGACAUAUCCACUGUGACCUUUGACGUUGACCCCCUCGACCUGGAUGCUGAGGAGCCCCCUGAGUCCCUGGGGGGUGACCCUCGCUCCUCCAAGGGCAUGUCAGGCAGCGUAACGUCCCCUCAGGCCAACGCCCACCGACUGCCCUUCUUUAAGAAGAUGGAGCAUGUCCCACCGUACGACGUGGUUCCCUCCAUGAGACCCAUCAUCCUGGUCGGGCCGUCACUCAAAGGCUACGAGGUGACAGACAUGAUGCAGAAAGCGCUCUUUGACUUUCUGAAACACAAGUUCGAGGGCAGGAUAGCCAUCACACGGGUGACAGCCGACAUCUCCCUGGCCAAACGCUCCGUCCUCAACAACCCCAGCAAACACACCAUCAUUGAGCGCUCCAGUACCCGCUCCAGCCUGGACGUACUGGCGGAGGUGCAGAGUGAGAUCGAGCGUAUCUUUGAGCUGGCCCGCACCCUCCAGCUGGUCGCUCUGGAUGCAGACACCAUCAACCACCCCUCUCAGCUGGCGAAGACCUCCCUCGCCCCCAUCAUUGUCUAUAUCAAAAUAGCCUCACCUAAGGUUCUCCAGAGACUCAUUAAAUCCAGAGGGAAGUCUCAGGCUAAAUACCUAACUGUGCAGACGGCGGCAGCAGACAAACUGGCUCAGUGCCCUCCUGAGCUGUUUGACAUCAUCCUGGACGAGAACCAGCUGGAGGACGCCUGCGAGCACCUGGCCGACUACCUGGAGGCUUACUGGAAGGCGACGCACCCCCCGAGCAGCAACCCACCCAACCCCCUGCUCAACCGCACCAUGGCCACGGCAGCCCUGGCCGCCUCCCCCGAGCCCGUCUCCAACCUGCAGGUACAGGUGCUCACCUCCCUGCGCAGAAAUAUGGAUCUGUGGCCUGAAAUGGACGGUGUAGCCAAUGAUGCGAGAGUGGCAGAACACGCUCUCUGAAGUCCAGUGGAGAGAGAGAGAAAGAGAGAGAGAGGGGAAGGGGGACUCAACCUCCUGCAGCCUGCUCUCUUUACCCUGAAGGAGGGGUGCAUCUAAAGCCUGUUUAUGCUGUAUAUAGAAACACAACACAGAUGCACCUUCGCACAAACACAUCUAUGCAAGAAUUUCACACACAAAUGAGCCGAUUUCCCACGCAUGAACAGCCAGUUUCAUAACACCAACCAGCAAAACCAUCUUUAUUGUAGCUGGUUUCUCUCCCUGCUAAAACUGUGUGAGCAGCUCAAACUCCAACAACACUGGACCUAAAGAAUAACCGAUACCUCUGCCUGCCGAGGCCACCCCCCUCCGUUUCACUGUAAUCAAGAGUGAAAUGACAUCUGCUGCCCCAACCCUGCCCUGUUUUGCUCCGUGGCCUCCUUUCUCCUGCACUUUCUCUUCUCCGGGAGGCUGAAUACAGUUUGCUGUCCUCCUCCUCUGUGUUGCCAUGGUACCGCCCCUGAAAACAGCAAGUCAUGUCCGCCUCUUCAAACAGAAACACUGAGUUUGGUGGAGGCUGUUGCUAACACUGUCCAGUUUAUUAUCGUUUGGUAUUAACUGUUAACAGCAAAAACACUAAUCAGAGCUGUCUCGACUGGAAAGUUAUUCCUGGCUCGUCCUCACUUAUGAUGAGUUCCAUACUGUCAAAGAUAUUCAAGUCUUCAACAUUAUGGAAAUGAAGUGGCAAGUGCUGCACUGAAUGCCUGAAAACAUCUACUAUUUUUACGUCAACAAAAGAAUCUAACAAAUUUAUUAUUAUUAUUUAUUUAUUGACAUAAAAUCAUUAAAUUGAUUGAAUAUACUGAGCUCUGUGCAUCACUAUAAACAUCCCAUAGCGCAGAGUUAAAUUAAUUACGUAAUCACUUGGUAGUCAUGGUGAUCGUUCUGCUUUUUUCUCUGCCAUGAGGCCACUCAGCCAGUAGGUGGCACUGCUGUAGUGGUAGACACUGCUUGGUGAAUAACUGCUUGGGAGUGUCUGCUGGUUGGGUUUGUGAUUCAUGACAACACUGUGUUUUGACAAAUUUGUGGAAUAACUGUGUGUUUGUGUUGGUCCUGUGGAGGAUUUGAGUGCACGUUAGUGUGUGUAUGUUAAAUUGUGUGUGUGUGUGUGUGUGUGUGUUCCUGUACUUAUAUCUUUGUGAGGGCCA